Molecule: messenger RNA, 3198 nt
Organism: Sinocyclocheilus anshuiensis
Lineage: Eukaryota; Metazoa; Chordata; Actinopteri; Cypriniformes; Cyprinidae
Product: tight junction protein ZO-2-like
Exons: 22
Coding region: 1-3090 (1029 amino acids)
Biological process (GO): cell-cell adhesion; establishment of endothelial intestinal barrier; positive regulation of blood-brain barrier permeability
Cellular component (GO): bicellular tight junction; plasma membrane
Molecular function (GO): cell adhesion molecule binding
Source: RefSeq, a predicted model, not a curated record
AUGUGUCCUAAAGAGGGAUAUACAGACCCUGGUGUCAUGUUUAAGGACAUUGGCUUGCAUAGAUCUUGGGGUUUUCACACUGAAAGCGAUUUCUCUGUCUUUCUCUCGCAGGACUCUAAGAUGGGCUUUGGAAUUGCUGUGUCCGGGGGCCGGGACAAUCCAAACGUGGAGACCGGAGAGACGUCCAUCAUUGUGUCAGACGUGCUGCCAGGAGGACCGGCCGAUGGACUGCUCUUUGAGAAUGACCGCGUGAUGCAGGUCAACACCAUCGCCAUGGAUAAUGUGCCUCAUUCAUUUGCUGUGCAGUCACUUCGAAAAUGUGGGAAAGUGGCCAAAGUGACUGUAAAGAGGCCUCGCAAGGUGGCUGUCCUCAAGCACCCACCGUCCCCGAGCAGGGAUAGCCGGGAUUACAACAUAUCCAGCUAUUAUUCAAAUAAAUUAGAGUACGGCCUCCGGCUGGGCAGCCAGAUCUUCAUCAAAGAGAUGACCAGCACUGGAUUGGCUGCCAGAGAUGGAAAUCUCCAGGAGGGCGACAUCAUUCUUAAGAUCAACGGGACGGUGACUGAGAACCUCUCUCUGAGUGACGCCGGCAAGCUGAUUGAGAAAUCACGGGGCAAGCUGCAACUGGUGGUCCAGAGAGACCACCGACAGAUCCUGGUGCGCAUUCCUGCCCUGGCAGACAGCGACUCUGAGGCUGACGAUAUUUCGGAGAUUGAGUCGUACCAUUCCUACUCACCUCAAGAUGACCAAAGGUCACGCCAGUCUGACCUCUCCUCACACUCUUCCAAUGAUGUAGCACGAGAGAACGCCAGGGAGGAUCCUCAAAGUAGAUUGGCAAAGACCGCUGUUUCAUCCUCUCCUUACAAAACUCCAGAGGAGCCACUUCCAGCCAAGGAGGAGAGAGUAGAACCACAGGAAGAAGAACCACCACCAGCAAUAAAGACAACACCCAAGAUCCUGUUCAGACCGAGCCCAGAGGACGAGGCCAUUUAUGGGCCCAACACAGUGAUGGUGAGCUUUCAGAAAGGAGAGAGUGUUGGCUUGAGGUUGGCUGGAGGAAAUGAUGUGGGAAUAUUCAUAGCAGGAGUUCAGGAGGGCAGUCCGGCUGAAGAAGAAGGUCUCAGUGUGGGGGAUCAGAUUAUGAAGGUGAAUAACGUUGACUUUCGGGGCAUUGUGCGAGAGGAGGCCGUGCUGUUCCUGCUGGAGAUCCCACGGGGUGAGGUCGUGACCAUUUUGGCACAGAAUAAAACUAAGGUUUAUGAAGACAUCUUGGUGUCCGGUCGAGGGGACUCAUUUUUCAUCCGGACUCAUUUUGAGUAUGAGAAGGAGCUGCCUCACUGUCUCGCCUUCUCCCGGGGAGAGAUCUUCAAGGUGGUGGACACCUUAUACGACGGUAAGCUGGGAAACUGGCUGACCAUCCGCAUGGGCAAAGACAACCAGCUGCUGGAGAAGGGCAUCAUUCCCAACAAGAGCAGAGCCGAGCAGAUGGCAAAUGUCCAGAACACACAUAAGGGCUCAGGAAGUGACAGGGCCGACUUCUGGAGGCUACGUGGUCAGAGGGCGGCCAAGAAGAAAGAUGUGCGGAAGAGCCGAGAGGAAAGUUCUGCGGCCGUCUUCACCCGCUUCCCUGCCUAUGAGAGGGUGUUGCUGAGAGAAGCGGGAUUCCGAAGGCCGGUUGUGCUGUUUGGACCAAUCGCUGAUGCUGCCUGUGAAAAACUGGCCGAGGAGCUUCCAGACGAGUUUGUAAUUGCUAAAACAGAACCCAAAGAUGCGGGGUCAGAGAAAUCCUCUGGGGUGGUUCGUCUCAACACUAUUAGACAGAUCAUUGAACAGGACAAGCACGCUCUCCUGGAUGUCACCCCUAAAGCGGUGGACACCCUAAACUACACGCAGUGGUACCCCAUAGUCAUCCUCUUCAGCCCGGACAGCAAACAUGGGGUGAAGGCGAUGAGACAGAGGAUCAUCCCCAGCUCUAACCGCAGUGCCCGCAAACUCUACGACCAGGCUCUGAAGCUCAGGAAAACCUGCUCAUACCUGUUUACCGCUGUUAUCGAUCUGAACUCGGCUAAUGAUGCCUGGUACGGCAGUUUGAAGGAGACCAUACGAGACCAGCAGACCCACGCUGUGUGGGUCUCAGAGGGGAAGCUGGACGGGACGAAGGGGGACCUUGACGUUCAUGACGACCGCAUGUCAUAUCUCUCAGCCAUGAGCGCUGACUAUCUCAGCAUGGACAGCCGGCUGACCAGCGACUACGACGACACGGCGGACGAGGGCGGGACUUACACAGAUAACGAAACGGACGAGCCGCUCGAUCGCCAGCGGGUGUCGGCCAUUAGCCGCUCCUCUGAGCCAGUCAUGCCAGAGGAGAUCCUCAGGAAGUCCAGCCCAGAGAUUCGAGGUCGCAUCCGGCAGGUGGGCAGCAGAGAGAUGCUGACAGAAGCUAGUCCCCCCUUAAUGUCCACCUUCCUGCCUGACCCCGCAAAGGUAAAAAUGCUGUCUCAAGUGGAGGCGUCACGGGGGCAGUACGACCCCUCUCGAAACUACGACUCUCGUUCAAGCAGUCCCGCGAGCAGCGAGCACCCGCGCAGCCAGGACUCUCCUGCAAAAACCAAACCCCUGCCUCCCCCCACAGCUCUCAAACCUACCUACGUGUCCCGCAGCUCCAGAGGCCUCGUAAACAGCCCUCCGGUACGGGACCGCAAACCUCUGGAGGACAGCCCUGACAAUCCCUCUCAGAGGUCUUUCCUGGGCAAAGUGAAGGCCUUUGAGAAGAUGGAUCACUUGGCCCGGACACAGAGAGUCCUGGAGAUCCAAGAGGCCCAGAACGCCAGGAUGGAGAUUGCACAGAAACAUCCAGACAUUUAUGCCAUCCCCAUGAAAUCUCAGAAACUGGACCACAGCAGGCCACAACCUAUCGGCUCCAGUGCGCGACCGGAGCCCCAGACGCCUCCUUGCAAGCUGCCAUACUCAGAGAGCCGCCCGCUCGGCCUCAGCGAGGAGCCCGGAGAGGAGUUUCGACAUAAGCUGGCAGAGCAGACCAAGCGCGGCUAUUACACCACCACACAAAACUAUCAGGACACUGAGCUGUAGAGUUGCUCUGCUUCGGCUCAGUUGCUCUGCUUCGGCCCAUACUCAGAGAGCCGCCCGCUCGGCCUCAGCGAGGAGCCCGGAGAGGAGUUUCGAAAUCAGCUGGCAGAG